AUGCCGGCCGUUCUCGGAAGGCCCUCGGUAAUUUUUUUUUCUCUUUUUUUUGUAGGCAAUCGAGAUCUCCUGGAGGACGCCAGCGGUGUUGUCAGCGCCGUGUUGGCAGAGGUGGCACAGCCAACGACCUCAGUCAUUCUUCUUACAGAUGGCACCAGCUCAGCAAGUGCCAUUUCGAAGGUCUUGCGGCAAGUAGAGGCACCCUAUGGAGUGGGUGUCUUUCAAGCAGCACCGGAAAAGUGGUUCGGAAACAGCACCCAGAAGCAGCUUUCAGAGGUGAUCAAGCAAGCACGAAAGGAACGUCUGAUGUCCUGGGACGUGUGUGUGGUGUUAGUGAGCGAAGACCCGGUUUUCCUCACUACCUUCGCCGACCUGGCACUUCGAGGACGCCUGCUGGUGUGGUCCACGAAGCUCCUGCUGGUGACGAGCGUGGCCCUCCAGCAACUGCGCGCCUUCCUCGGGGCCUACUGGGUCUUCUCCAUGAUGAACACCGUCGUGGUGGUUCUUCAGAAUGAGGGGCUGCUCCAAAAAUGGGACAUGUACAGCCAUCUACCCUAUUCCCCCGCCGGGCCACAGCUGGUGUAUGUGGCCACCUGGACGCCAGCUGCGGGUCUGAGGACUAGAAGUGGCCAUGAACUUUUUCCUGAAAAGUUUUCGAACUUCUACGGCGCCAUCGUCAACGUGACGGCCCUUCCCUUCCCUCCCUACUGGUCCGUCCUCGAGGAACCGUCAGCCUCGUCGUCAGGAAGGUACUCGGGCACAGACUUCCUGCUCCUCGAGGCCACGGCGGAGGCUCUCAACUUCACCUUCCGGGUUGUGCCGACGCAGACGUGGACGGAGGUCGCCGACCGGGUAGUCGAACGCGUGGCCUUCCUGUCUCCGAUCUUCCACAACGUCCUCCCGGCCCGCCUCGAGCGCUACGAGUUCUCCUUCGUCUACGAGUUCGGUUCCCUGGACUUCUCGAAGGCCAAGCCGGACCUCAAACCCCAGUGGCAGAGUCUCUACUACCCUCUGUCGAAUGGCGUGUGGCUGGGAAUCCUGGCGACGGUGGUUGUGGUGCCGAUAAUCCGAGCGGGCAAGCAGCGGGUCGCGACGGACCACGCAGCGCCGAGCGAGAGACACUCCUUCACCCUGAGCAAGGCGGUGCAGGAGGUCUACGGGCUGUUCCUGGGGCAAAACCUCUCGAGGGUCUUCUACACCAGCGUCAGGGCGCGUGUACUGGUAGGGGCGUGGCUGGUGUUCUCGCUCGUGGUUGGCACGGCUUACAGGGGCAACCUCACGGCGUCUCUCACCCUGCCUGUGUACCCGUCGAGGCCUGAGACGCUCGCUCAGCUGGUUCUCGUGGCUGACAGGAUCACGAUGCCAUCCUACGGCGCCGAGUUCAAGGCAUUUUUCGGGAAAUCGGACUCGCCCGUUUUCAAGAGACUUUCCGAACUCAUGCAUAUCGUGUCGUCUGUCGAGGAGGGGCAGAGGCAGGCCAUUGAGGCGAAUCAGGCCCACCUGGACACGAGGCGCUACCAGUUACUCCACAUCGCGCAGAAAUUCACCAACGCCGACGGAAGCACCAGACUGUAUAUAGGAAGAGACAGCAUUAUUCCCGGGCAGUCUGCUUGGCCUCUGCCUCACGACGCCCCCUAUCGGCCGCAGGUGGAUCGGUGCAUCAUGGCGGUUAUAGAGGCUGGCCUUUACGAGCAGUGGAGUCACAACCUCCUCAGCGAAGCCCGGCGAGAGAGCAGCAGAAAGCAGAGAGAACAAGCCAAGAGACAGGAAGAAGGAAAUGGAGAAGAGAAAGAAAUUGACAGCAGUAACACCGGACGUGCCAAGGCCCUCACCAUCGUGCACAUGCAAGGGCCUCUUUUGCUCUUGCUCUUGGGGUUGUGUGCGGCUGCGCUGGUCUUUGUUGUCGAGUGUGCGGCCUCGAAGUCCGUUCGGUUCUAAGUUCAUGGAGAGGAGGUGGAACUUGGGUUUUGUUAUUUAUUUUAUUGAAGAUACUGUUUUUUUUAAAUAUUAUUAGCAUAUUACUUUGUCUUACUGCGAACUCUGUGGUAACUGGUGAGCCUUGUUGAAACUUCCUUGGAUGCCAAAAUGUCGUUGUUUUGUGAAAUGUGCACGAAUGCGAGGAAUACACAACCCAAAAUAAUCCCUAUUAAAAUGUCGUAUAUCGAAACUGUAACCACUGGUAUCAUUAAACAAUAAAAUCUCAUGCUUUGGAUCAAGUUCCUGUCAAGAUGCGGCACCAUGACAGUGGCAGCGUAACUGAAUUAAUUAGCAUAAAAUGCAACAUGCAUGUCUGACUUCAUGACAGGAAAAUUGACAAUAUGUGAUGCGAGAGAAUUUUCGUGGCAAAUGUUUUAAAUAGGCAGCAAUAGUUGUGUUAUUUUGUUUUGCUAUA
Molecule: messenger RNA, 2392 nt
Organism: Penaeus monodon (black tiger shrimp)
Lineage: Eukaryota; Metazoa; Arthropoda; Malacostraca; Decapoda; Penaeidae
Product: ionotropic receptor 21a-like
Cellular component (GO): membrane
Molecular function (GO): ligand-gated monoatomic ion channel activity
Source: RefSeq, a predicted model, not a curated record